Messenger RNA from Pollicipes pollicipes, 3907 nucleotides. RefSeq names its product multiple epidermal growth factor-like domains protein 6. The record is from RefSeq and is a predicted model, not a curated record. Gene Ontology annotation, molecular function: calcium ion binding. The transcript is spliced from 19 exons. The coding region runs from base 864 to 3320 and encodes 818 amino acids. NCBI's taxonomy places the organism in Eukaryota, Metazoa, Arthropoda, Thecostraca, Pollicipedomorpha, Pollicipedidae.
AACUUGAUGAAGUUUCGGCAUCGUGAAUCUUAACACCUUUUGUAGAUAUGAGUUGCUUGCAUCAUUUAGAGGCCAUCCCUGAAAGGUUUCUUGGAUGCAUAUGAUAAUUAACGACGGAUAUUCAAGCUGUGUGCUGCCACGGCUAUUUUUCAUACCCAGCCGAUAUUUAGAUGGAGUUUAUAUUCGUCAAUUUUAAGUUACUCAUUAAGCUGUUUAUCCAAUAAAUGUACAUUUAUCUAAACCAAAAUUUAGUUCUGUCGUAGCAUUCAACGAUGUCAUAGCAUUAUUGAUUGUAGUCUUGUUAAAAAAAUGUCAUGCUGUUCAAACCGGUUGUAAGCCGUUGUAGCACUGAAAAACCGAAGCAUGAGACUAAACAAGCUAUAUGUGUAAUACCCAACGCACCUAGCAACACUAUUGGUAUAUUUUAAGUUUUCUGGGAAGUACAUAACUUUUAGCAACAUCUGAUACUAUCAUUAUCUGCUACUACGACGGGUAUGAUUAAGCACAUAGUAAGUUAGCGCUACCUGGGCGAUAGGUGUAAUUCACUCAACGCAGGGCGCCCAAACACAGAAAAUGACACAAAAUAGAUUAUCGUGCAUUUUGCAAUCCUCUGCAAGGUUGAGCAGAUUCAUGUUUGAAUAAAUGCGGCGUUGAGAUACGCAGAGCACGUGACAUAAGCGUCAUCUAUGCAUCACCUUUUCCCCUCCGAAACGUGUUCUUUUCUGUAGUUUCGAAAACAGGACGUGUCAGAAAUAGCUCACGCCGUGCAGUAAUUUUAAACCUUACCGCAAAAGCAGCCAGGUAGACUACAAGACAUCAGAUAACCGGACUCAGAUCGAUUUUGGCAUAACAUUUACGAAAAUAUGCUCCGCUUGAAAAAAGUUAAAAAUGUGUCCGCUUGUUCCAGGCCCAAUGUUUGCGAGUACCAGGCGGUCAACUAUGAGGACGACGUCAGCCCAAAGAUCUUCAACUUCAAGCACAGAGGACAGCACGUGUUCCGGUACCGGAAGAUGUUCGUGCCUCAGGUCCGCACGCUCUACCGCUGCUGUGCCGGCUGGACUCAGUCUCACAAGGAGGGCUGUGCCAUCGACUGGGACGAGUGCGGCGACGAUAAUGGCCGCUGCUCCCACUCCUGCGUGAACACGCCGGGCUCCUACAUCUGCCUCUGCCCGGACCAGAUGCGACUGGGCGCCGACCGACACACGUGCCAGGAUUCUGGCGUGUGCACCGACGGCAAUGGAGGGUGCGAGCACACCUGUGAAGACGUUCGAGGGCAGGUCCAGUGUCGGUGUCAUCCGGGGUUUUCUUUGGGGCCGGACGGCAGAUCCUGCUCGCGGAGUCCCUGCGCUUUGGACAACGGCGGCUGUCAACACGUGUGUGGCCUGAGGUCAGGUCAGGUCAGCUGCUCGUGCCACAGCGGCUACAGACGCGGCACUGACAGUACCUCCUGCGAAGACAUUGACGAGUGCAGCGAGCAGGCGCCAUGCAACCAGCUGUGUACCAACACACCGGGCUCCUACCUGUGCCACUGUCGGCCGGACCACCAGCUGGCCAGCGAUGCCAGAACAUGCUACAGUGUGUUUACCGUGCUGGUCGACAAGUGUCUCCAUGGCAACGGCGGCUGCGACCACAUGUGCUCCACCACGGAUGCCGGCACCACGUGCUCCUGCCACCCGGGCUACCAGCUGGCCGACGACCAAAGGAUGUGUGAGGACGUGGACGAGUGUACAGGGGGCGCUCACAGAUGUCAGCACCAGUGCGACAACAUUCCUGGCAGUUACCGCUGCUCCUGUCGCGUCGGCUACCUCCUGCUCAACGGCACCGACUGCCAAGAUAUGGACGAGUGUUCAGUACAGAACGGUGGCUGUGAGCAGGUCUGCGACAACACAGAGGGCUCGUACCGUUGCUCGUGUCGGCCCGGCUACCAGCUCGUGCAGGACCAGCAUUCGUGCGUCAUUGCUGCGGGCUGGCUGGACGCCGCUGCGGAGUUGGACCGCAGGCCUCAGCUGCAGGGCGACCGACUGCCGCCUCCAGCGCCGACCACCCACCGGCAAGGGGACUGCCCGCUGGGCUUCAGCGGUCCGCUGUGUGGCUCCCCAUGUCCAGCCGGCACCUACGGCGAGGGCUGUAACCAGCUGUGUGUCUGCCAGAAUGGCGCCAGCUGCCACCACGUGACAGGUCGCUGCAGCUGCCCGGCCGGCGUCAGCGGCGAGCGGUGCGAGCACGGCUGUCCGGCCGGACAGUACGGACAGGACUGCGAGAAGCGCUGUCCGAUCCGCUGCCCCGCCAACAGAUGUAACCGCCAAUCUGGCUACUGUGAGUGUCCUCCGGGAUACUUCGGCCCGCAGUGUUUUGAGAUAUGCCCACAAGGCACGUUCGGGGUCAACUGUCAGAACAAGUGCACCUGCUACAGCCGAAACACGUACAAAUGCAACGCGGAGACGGGCGAAUGCAUCUGCAAGCCUGGCUUCGCUGGUGAACAAUGCCGCUCCAAGUGUCCGAGGGGCUCAUUUGGAGCUGGAUGCGCGCAACGAUGCGAGAACUGUCCCAGGGCACGGUGUCACCAUCUGACGGGCAAAUGUUUAACUUCUGCUGCCGGCCCAGCCUCCAAGGGAGACAACACCCGAAACAACGAGAUUGUGCCGUCCGAGAAAAAGAGGCGAGGAAGGCGAUGCGUCUGCUACGGUGGGGUGUGCAAUGAACAGGGGCGUUGCGUAUGUCCACCAGGCUUCAGAGGUCGUAGAUGUCGCAGCCCGUGUCGCCGUAACCGGUACGGGCCCAACUGCCGGUACCGUGGCCGCUGCCGCAAUGGCGGUGCCCUGGACCACGUGAGCGGCACGUGCUUGUGCACGUCCGGCUUCUUCGGCAGACUGUGCGGCACCAAGUGCCCGCACGGUUUCUAUGGCCGCCAGUGCUCCGAGGUGUGCUGGUGCUACAACGGCGGUCGAUGCGACGCCGUUACUGGGGCCUGCACGUGUCCGCCAGGCUACAUCGGCCAGCUGUGUCAGGACGUCUGCCCUCAGGGUACGCACGGCGCCGGCUGCCAGGAGGCCUGCGUCAGCACGCCCUGUGACCCGGAGACGGGCGAGUUCCGGUGUCCGGCCGGGCGGGCGGGGGACCGGUGCCAGCGGCGGUGUCCGGCCGGCCGCUACGGACCGGCCUGCCGGCGCCGCUGCCGGUGUCCCCCGGACGUUCCCUGUGACCCGGUGACCGGCCUGUGCGACUGCGGCCCCGAGCGGCUUGGUCACAGCUGCCAGGCCGACAAUGAAUACUAUUUAUUGAGGAGUGCAAGUUUGAACGCCUCGAGAGCGGAGCUUUGAGUUUUAGUAUUCACAGCUCAGCUAGCACGUGAACAAUGCAGCUGCCAGGGAGCCCAUCGCACCGUACCCUCGUCACGCAGGCGCGCAGGUCAUAGUUCAGGCCACCCGCGCUCCCCGGUGUUUUGGACUCACGCGAAACUUAACUCGAGCUCUUGGCGCGGUUCAGGAGUAGGUACGCGAGGUUUGAAGGCCUCGCAUUCAGCGUUCAGCCACUGUUGCAGCUUUACGUGCUGUGUUGCGUAACAUUGCGCUGCGCGACCACCGUCGACACCUGGUGCCUGUUGAAGUGAUCAACCGUGUCGCCCAGCGGCCCGCUUUGUGUUUAGGUGGCGAGAGCUACGAAGCGUAGGCUGUAGAGCAGGUGCGAGGCUCAUGUCGCUUAUAGCCGUUUGUAACAGCUGUCUUUUUUCGCCGAUGGAGAAUGUGAUAACAGGCCUUGCGACGCAGUCGUUUCUACUGACUUUUGUAGCUCGCGAUGGUUUUGCUGCGUGUUCCCCGUAUGAUUGCCUGGCUGUGGACGACGCGGGUCUGGUCACAGUUUUGCCGCGUCUUAGCUUGCAGGCUCGGUAAAUACAUUACCAGCUGAA